AAGUGCUCGUGUGCAAAAUCCCUACUGACCAUGUAAGCACACCCUGCAAAGUCCAUUAGAGGUAUCUAGAGUCCACUGCUCCCAGCCAGCAUGGGGUACUUCUGAGGAGUAACUGGUGACUACCAAGCCACCACAGAGUGUCAGCGGCGACAGGCCGACCGGGUGCAAGACAGCAAGAGUAGUGGCGGCGUAGCUCGUCGGCGAGGGCGGCGCCGCCAUCUCGGUGCCUACUGCCUUGGAAUCACGCAUCCACACCAUUUGGCCUCAACCUUGCUGGCUUGCCGGGUCACGUCAGGGCGUGUGAGUGUGGGCCGUCCCGUGAGCUUGAGCCUCGCCGGAUCAAAGCAGUAGAGUGCUGUAUUUACUUCCACGCCACAAGAUCUCAUAGGCCACAGAAGCAUAUUUACCUUGUGAGUGCUGUUGAUCACCCGGUGUGCGUUCCCUAGAUCUGCCCCUGCCUUGGUUGUGCGUUCACCAAAAUUCAGAUCUACGGAGAAACACAGCAGAACGAUGGAGGCGACGGCGCUGAGUGUGGGCAAGUCCGUGCUGAAUGGAGCACUCGGCUACGCGAAAUCUGCCUUCGCAGAGGAGGUAGCCUUGCAGCUCGGUAUCCAGCGUGAUCAUGCGUUCGUCUCGGAUGAGCUUGAGAUGAUGCAGUCUUUCAUGAUGGAGGCACACGAGGAGCGAAACGACAACAAAGUGGUGAAGAUCUGGGUGAAGCAGGUCCGUGACACGGCCUAUGACGUUGAGGACAGUCUCCAAGAUUUUGCUGUCCGUGUGGAGAGGCCAUCUUGGUGGCGAUUCCCUCGCACGCUGCUCGAGCGGCGCCGUGUGGCCAAGAAGAUGAAGGAGCUCAGGGCCAAGGUUGAGGAUGUGAGCCAGAGGAAUGUGCGGUACCGCCUCAUCAAGGGCUCUGGAUCCAAGGCCACAGCUGCCACUGUGCAAUCAAGCAUCAUUGCUGCAGCCAUAUUCGGUGUUGAUGAUGCAAGGCGUGCCGCAAAGGAGAAUCAGAGAGUGGAUCUCGUCCAACUGAUCAACAAGGAGGAUGAUGACCUUAGAGUCAUUGCGGUGUGGGGAACAGGUGGUGAUAUCGGCCAAACAUCCAUCAUCAGGGCGGCUUACAAGAAUCCAGACACCCAAAGAAAAUUUCCCAGCCGAGCAUGGGUGAGGGUGACUCAUCCAUUCAGUUCAGAAGGCUUUGUCCGGAGCUUAGUGAACCAAUUUCUUGCAGUGGAAGGAUUUAAAGAUAUAUUAGACACAGAGAAGACCGCGCACGAUUUAGUUCAGGAGUUCGAUGGAUAUGUGAAGGAGAAGAGGUUUCUCAUUGUGCUUACUGACCUCUGCACCAUUGAAGAGUGGGACCAGAUCGAAAAAUGCCUGCCAAACAACAACAAAGGAAGCCGAAUCAUAGUGUCAACAACACAAGUUGAAGUUGCAAGCUUAUGUGCAGGGCAAGAUAGCCAAGCCUCAGAGCUAAAGCAAUUGUCUGCUGAUCACACGCUUUAUGCAUUCUAUGACAAGGGUUCUCAAAAUGAAAUGGUUUCUAUGGAUCCAGUAUCUAACUCAGAUGUGGCCACCACUAGUACAAAUGCCCAAACAGUGGCCCCUAGUGAGAUAACAGAGAAUCAGUGUAAGGAUGUUGAUGAAAUGAAGGUGGACAAAAAGAGCCUCACUCGCAUCAGAACGGGUGUUGGUUCUUUUGAGGAAUCUCAACUGAUUGGGCGAGAGAAAGAAAUAUCCAAAAUUAUAGGAUUAAUCUCAAACAAGGCUAGCCAACAGAGUCAGGUGAUCUCUGUUUGGGGAAUGGGUGGUCUUGGAAAAACCACUCUAGCCAAUGGCAUUUAUCAAAGCCCAAAGUUAAGUGACAUGUUUGAGAAGCAUGCUUUUGUCACAAUCAUGCGUCCUUUCAAUCCUGCAGAUCUACUUAGAAGUUUAGUCGGGCGAUUACAAGAAGAGUCUUCUAAGAAGGAAGAACUGUUGAACAAUAGACCUAGCAAGACCGAAUCAUUAGCAAUGAUGGGGGUUGAAGCCUUGACUAAAGAGUUGAAAAGGCUUUUAGAAAAGAAGAGCUGCUUGAUUGUUCUGGACGAUCUGUCAUCCAUUGAAGAAUGGGACCAUAUAAUACAAGGGUUUUCUUGGAUGGAAAAAACAACCCGAAUAAUUGUGACUACAAGGGAGGAAAGCAUUGCAAAGCAUUGUUCCGGGAAAUAUGGAAUAGUACACAACCUUGAAGUUCUAAAAGAAGAGGAUGCACUUAACCUCUUCAGCUUAAAGGUAUUUGGGAAGGCUGCAGAUUUUGUUAAGCAGAAUCCAGAGUUUGUUGAAGAAGCAAACCAAAACUUGAAGGAGUAUGGUGGACUUCCCCUUGUGAAGGCAACAGAUUUGAUUAUGAAGAAUCCCGAGUUGUUUGAAGAAACAAAAAAAAUCCUAAAAAAGUGUGGUGGACUUCCCCUUGCAAUAGUUACAAUAGGUGGCUACUUGGCAAGCCGGCCAAAGACUAGAGCUGAGUGGAGAAAGUUGAAUGAAAAUAUCAGUGCUGAGUUAGAGAUGAAUCCAGAGCUUGGGAUGAUAAGAACCGUCCUUCAGACAAGUUAUGAUGGUUUACCCUAUGAACUCAAGUCAUGUUUCUUAUAUCUAUCCAUUUUUCCUGAGGACCACAUCAUUAGCCAGAGGCGUUUGGUGCGUCGAUGGACAGCAGAAGGGUACUCACACGAGAGGCGUGGCAAGUCUGCCAAUGAAAUGGCUGAAAAUUACUUCACAGAACUCAAAUACAGAAGCAUGAUUUUACCAGUUCAAAAAUCAGUUUGUAGUAGAAAAUCAAUUGACUCUUGCAAAGUCCAUGAUCUCAUCCGUGAGAUUGCCAUCUCAAAGUCAAUGGAGGAAAACCUUGUUUUUAGACUGGAGGAAGGAUGUGGCUUGAGUACCCAUGGCGCAAUUCGUCAUCUUGCAAUAAGCAGCAACUGGAAAGGAGAUCAGAGUGAGUUAGAGAGAAUAGUUGAUCUGUCACGAUUACGAUCACUAACCAUAUUUGGAGGAUUUAGACCAUUUUACAUUUCUGACAAGAUGAGGCUUCUACGAGUGCUCGACUUAGAAGGCAUAUGGCUAGAAUACCAUCAGCUUGAUCAUAUUUGGAAGCUUCUUCACCUAAAAUACCUUUCUCUACGAGGAUGUAUUGGUAUUGAUCUACUGCCAGAUUCAUUGGGCAACCUGAGACAGCUCCAAGUGCUAGACGUCAGAGGUACAAAUGUAAUGGCUCUGCCCAAAACCAUCAUCAAGCUUCGGAAGCUACAGUACAUCCAUGCUGGUUGGAAAAUAAGUUAUGUAAUAGAGGAAAAGGACAGUUUAACCAGGAGAUGUCUUUGGGGGGCGGGUCAAUGUGCAACAUGUUGCGUACCUGUUCUUGGGGACAUUGAUGGCCCUCUCCAUAAGGCCCUUACAAGGCGUGAUGCAUGCACUUUCGCUUGCUGCGUGCGAUUCCCUGCUGUCAUGAUGGGGUUUGUUGAAGAAAGUGGCGCUAUGGUGCCAAGGGGGACAAGAAAACUGAAAGAGUUGCACACAUUGCGGGAAGUGAAUGUCGGAAGGGGAAAUGCCGUUCUACAGGACAUCAAAAUGCUCACGGGGUUGCGCAAGUUAGGAGUCACCGGCAUCAACAGGAAGAAUGGCCCAGUUUUUCGCGCUGCCAUUUCCAAGCUCAGCAGGCUGGAAUCACUAUCUGUGAGUUCGUCAGGGAAGCCAGGUUUGCAUGGCUGCUUGGAUGCUAUAUCCCCGCCUCCAGAAAACCUGCAGAGCCUCAAGCUCUAUGGGAAUACGGAAACGUUGCCGCAAUGGAUCAAGCUGCUCCCGCAUCUAGUGAAGUUGAAACUAGUGAGCACCAGGCUAUUGGAGCACGAUGAUGCUAUGGAAUUCCUUGGGAAACUGUCAAAGCUGGAAAUUCUAAGCUUGUCUCGUCAAUCGUUUCAGGGUGAAGAACUUCGUUUCCGAUCUCAGCAGACUGGAAGAGCUUUCGGAAGCCUCAGGGUGCUCAUGCUUACAAACAUACGGUACAUCAAAUCGGUAAAGUUUGAAGAAGGAAUAAUGCCCAAACUUGAGCGGCUGCAGGUCAGAGGGGUAGUAAAUAAUGAGAUUGGAUUUUCUGGGCUAGAUAUUCUCCAAAGCAUCAACGAGGUCCAGCUCAGUGUUUACAUUCCCUGGGAUAAAGAAAGGAUAAUAGCUGCUAAAGAUCCUAAGACCAGGGAAAAGAUAGAGGAGGAAGAAAGACAGGAACAAAGGCGCAAGAAAGGUGAACUGAAGAAGAAAGUCCAGGAACAGCUUGCUCGGAAUAGAAACGAACCAAUUCUAACGUUUGACAAUAUAUACCUGGGGUAGUAUAGAGUAUAGGCUAUUUUUUAAUAUGGGUAAAAUUAUAAUUAGCACGACAUAUAUUAUUCGCUGCUCACUCGUCUGAAGGAGCUCGCCGCCGGCAGCUAUGAAGAACAACGGGAAGAACAGAUACUAGAAAGCAGGAUCGUUGGAGUGCAGUAGAACAUUCACAUUCUCUUAGAACGAAAGAACUGAUGAAGGUUUACAGUACGUUUACCA
Molecule: messenger RNA, 4578 nt
Organism: Setaria italica (foxtail millet)
Lineage: Eukaryota; Viridiplantae; Streptophyta; Magnoliopsida; Poales; Poaceae
Product: putative disease resistance RPP13-like protein 3
Exons: 5
Coding region: 511-4365 (1284 amino acids)
Biological process (GO): defense response to other organism
Molecular function (GO): ADP binding
Source: RefSeq, a predicted model, not a curated record